AUGUCCCGCCUAGGUGUCGGCUCUGCAGCAGGCACCAAAGGCACGCACUACAAUGCGAAUCUGGGCAGUGCGCUCGUGCGCGGCGCCUGGACUGAGACCAACCCCGGCGCAACGCCUGGCGGGGGCGCGCUGUCGUGGAGCGAGCUCCUCCGAAAAUGGGCAAAGCAUACUGGCGGGAACACAGAGGUGGUCGGGGCGCUGCGAAGUAUUGCGGCAGCCGACCUUCGGAGAUCGACGCGUGACGCCGACGGGCCAGAUGGGGCUGGAGACGAUGCCUGGCGUUUGGGAGCUUGGUCACGGCACCCUCUCUCUUCGCCGGAAGAAGUCAAGACUGCCCUCCAGGGAUUGACGGCGCUGUCACCAACCAAGCUUACUGAGACGGAGAGACGGAGCGUCGCCCUCACUUCCGCGUACGCGCUUUACGUGUUGGCCGACUACGACUCUGCAUUGAGCGCGUACGGCUCCUUUGACUGGGCGAGCGAUCCCACCGAAGGCGUCGUCCCAGGCGACGCCGCCGUGGUGGAACGCGUCCGCGCCCGCGCUGUUCAAGGCAUGUGCUAUGAGCUCGCGAGUCGGCCCGAUACUUCUCUCGCCCUCCAAAGCUACAUAGAAGCUGUCAGGUUGCUCGACAAACUCUCGGUACACCCCCUCACCACCCCGACAUACCUCCAGGCUCCAAACACGCCCAAACCCCCACCUCCUGCCGCCGACCAGCGCGAACUUAUGCGCUACAUCUCCACGGCACUUACUCGGGCGGCCGUCAUUGCCGCUCACACCUCCGAAUCGCAACUAACCCUCCGGAUCCUUCGGACAUACCACGCCGUCGCGGCGGGAUGGCCCCCAACCUUCCGUGCGCGCCAAAGGCAGCGCAUGCUCAACCUCUACCUCGCCGCGCUUUUCGAGGCGUUUCCGCCAGCUGGGGCGACCGUCCCCGAACCAUACCUUCUCACGGGGGGAGUUGCUAACCGCACAGCGCGCGCAACGUGGCACGCAGAGGUCGCCGAGGCGUUCCGGUACGGCCAGCGCUUGCUUGACAAUACCACUAGCUUCCCAGAAGCGGGAAAGCUCAAUGCGCCAGUCAUUGAGUUUGCCAACCAGGUGUCCAUGUUCCCCGACCACGAACAGCGGCUCACGCUUGACGCUAUCACGGUCUUGUGGUGGGCAACCAACCUCACCUUCCAGAGUCAACUCAUCCUGCGUCGCCUGACGUGCCUCCUCCCUACGACCGGGGAUUACGCUGAGGCGCGCCGCGUGUUCGAGCUGUACGUCGAGACGGUGCUCAAGGCGCGCCAAGCCGAGAACCCGGAGUCGACGCUCGCCCUGCAGCGACAGCUUACGAUCGAGGACGGGGAGCUCGCGGAUAACCCGAACGACGAGCCGAUCGACGCCAACGGCCACGGCGAGAGCAAGGACCCCACGUUGUAUGGUCAGAUGGACUCGGACACGGACUUUGUCUCCACGCUGCUCGUCGGUUCGCGGCUGCUCCUCACAGACCUCGGCCACGCCAAGGAGGCGUGGCGGUACGCGACACUGGCUGGAGACGUGGUGCGGCAGGGUAGUGUCUCGCGCAAGUUCGCCGCGCUCGUUGAGGAGAAUAAGGGCGUCGUACGGCUGGUCAUGUCGGGAAAAGACGCGGACAGAGUCGAGCGACCAAAGUACCAGGCGCAGGCGAUCAACCACCUGCGGCGAGCGACGAUGUUGGACCCAAGCUCGGCAAGGGCAUUCUACCACCUCGCGUAUGCUGAGGCCUCGGCGCGCUCGAUACAGCCCGCUCUCCAGGCGGUGCGCGAGGCACUCGAGCUCGACGACCACAGUGUGCCCUCAUGGCACCUGCUCGCGCUGUUAUUGACCGCUUCAGGCGACUGGGAGGGUGCGCUCAAGGCGUGCCAAACUGGCGUCGCGCUAUGGGAGGCCGACGACGAAGCUCUGGCGGCCGACGAUGGCGACCUGCCAACUGUGAACGGGCACGGCGCUGCGCCACCACAUCCGCUCCUCUCACCCGAGGGGUCCCUGGUUCCGCCGACCCCGGCACGCGUGCCUCCCUCCUCGCGCUUCCGCCGUCUCGAGACCGUGAUACAGCUCCGCAUGACGCUAAACGUCGUCACUGAAAAGCUGCAUGGACCCGACAUCGCCCUGGAGCAGCAGCAGGAGCUCUUCCUCUUCUUCUCGCAGCGGACCGAGAAGGGCGAACGAGCCGAACGCCGUCGCUCAGGCACGAUCAGCACGCGCGUCCCAUCAAUGCGGGGUUCGAUCCGAGCAACGCCGCGAGGCUCGCCUGUCCCCGUGUCGGGGUUAUCACCAGCAGAGGUGACGGUCCAGCCUCCUAGUCCACCACGCGGUUCGCCGGCCCAGAAAUCGCCAGUGACACCACACGACUACGCGGUCGAGGACGAGCCUCGGCGGCUGCAUCACAAGAAGAGUCUGCUCCCGAAACACCUGCAUGUGCCGAGCGUCGCCCGAGCCAACUCGCACUCUCGUUCCGCUAGCAUGCCUAGCUCCACCCUCCGACCGGACGUUGUACCACGCUCGCGAGCGGCCAGCGCAACGAGCGGGUCAGGCGCACCGAGCAUCGCCCCAACCGCCGUUCACUCGCACUAUGCCGGUGCUGGCGGGCGCGGUCCACCCCCACCUCCUUUGAAGCAGGUCGUCCGCCGCAGUCCCGAAGAGGAACGCGUCCUCUCAGACAUGUGGCUGAUGAGCGCGGCGUCGUUCCGCCGCUCAGGCAACCUCGAGCAAUCCCUCGUGGCGAUCGAGGAGGCCGAGACGCGCGACCCCGAGAAUCCCGCCGUGUGGGCCCAAUUGGGGUUGUGGAACUGCGCAGCUGGAAAGGCAGAGGACGCGCAGGCGGCGUUUACGAAGAGCCUGCUCCUCCGUCCUGACUAUCCUCCUGGCGCGGUGGGCGUUGCCCGCCUUCACGUCGAGGCUGGGGCUGUGGAUCUCGCUCACAGUCUACUUUCUCAACUGGUGCAGGACCGGGGAUGGGACGUGCCCGAAGCGUGGUUCGCGCUUGCCAAGGUGUGUGAGCGGCAGGACAGACAUGCGCGUGCGCGCGAAUGUCUCCUCUACGCAUUGCAGCUGGAAUGCACACGGACGUGCCGCGCGCUACCGGACGCACUGCCCCGAUGGAGUGAGUGA
Messenger RNA from Cutaneotrichosporon cavernicola, 3135 nucleotides. RefSeq lists its product as uncharacterized. The transcript has 2 exons. The record is from RefSeq and is a predicted model, not a curated record. NCBI's taxonomy places the organism in Eukaryota, Fungi, Basidiomycota, Tremellomycetes, Trichosporonales, Trichosporonaceae. Gene Ontology annotation, molecular function: protein binding. The coding region runs from base 1 to 3135 and encodes 1044 amino acids.